Molecule: messenger RNA, 483 nt
Organism: Prunus dulcis (almond)
Lineage: Eukaryota; Viridiplantae; Streptophyta; Magnoliopsida; Rosales; Rosaceae
Exons: 1
Coding region: 1-483 (160 amino acids)
Source: RefSeq, a predicted model, not a curated record
AUGGAAGAAGAUGAUGCUCGAAUGCGCAUAAAUACACAACUUGCAGCUACUGCAGCAACCUUAUGGACUCAAGAGCAAAUACAACAAGAAGGCAUGUGGGGUGGCUCCGUUGUUGGUUGCAGUAACAAAUGCAGGGGACGAGCUCUUGGGCAUAAAAAAUUGACGAUGGACUACUUCGUCCCAAAUCCUGUCUACACUCUUGAGGACUUCAGACGUCGAUUCAGGAUGAAGCGUCAUGUUUUCUUUCGUUUGGUAAAUGAUAUCCCAUAUGUCAACCCCUACUUCAGACAGACAACUGAUGCCACCGGUCAUCUCGGUUUCUCACCCCACCAAAAGCUUACAAGUGCACUCCGAAUGUUGGCAUAUGCAAGCUUAGUAGAUCAAAUCGAUGAAUCCAUAAGGAUGUCUGAGUCAACAUCCAAUGAGAACCAUGGUGAAUUUUGUCGUACAAUUGUUCACACAUACAAGGAUGAGUACCUCUGA